Cercospora beticola is the source of this 2528-nucleotide messenger RNA. Its product is annotated as DUF3176 domain-containing protein. NCBI's taxonomy places the organism in Eukaryota, Fungi, Ascomycota, Dothideomycetes, Mycosphaerellales, Mycosphaerellaceae. The record is from RefSeq and is a predicted model, not a curated record.
GAAAGGUGAGCCAACAUGCUGCUUGAUGACGACUUUUUAGGCAUUCGAGCUGCAGGUCCUGCAGACCCCAUGUCGCAGAUCGUGAGGCACAGUAUUGCCAUAUAUCAGCAUGGUAAGCCUGCGUGCAGCUGAGUAGCACACGCAGGCUGGAGCUCGUCCGGGCGGCUCUGUCCACUCUACAACAUGUCGACAAAAUCCUCGGUGUAUUCAUUGCGAGACAAGUCUUCACAAUGCACAAGACAAGAACGGCCCGGAUGCUCCUCGUGGAUAUGGGAAGUCCUUAGCUUCUCAGUCAGUUUUCUCUGCAUGGGUGCGAUUGUGAUCCUACUUGCCAAUUUGAACAACAAGCCGCUUCCGAACAUGGGUUUCUUGACACUGAACGGUAUCGUGUCCACUCUGGCUGGUAUCUCCAAAGCCGCGUUGAUUUUGCCCAUAUCUGAAGCUAUAAGUCAACUCAAGUGGCAAUGGUUCUGGAAUCUCGAUCGCCCUCGGCCCAUAUCAGACUUUCAGAUCUACGACAGCGCCUCGCGGGGACCUUGGGGCAGUCUUUGUCUACUGGCUCGGCCGCGUUUGGCGCAUCUAUCGUCACUUGGUGCCAUCUUGACUGUUGUCGCACUUGCGAUAGAACCAUUCUUCCAACUAGUGCCGUCGUAUCCAGUCAGGAUGGUGCCAACUGCCAGCGGUCUUGCGACCGUUCCAGUCGCUUCAUCCUUCACCGAAAUUGAACGCGAUCCGGUCAACUUCAACACUGUCACAGCAGGCCAAGGUCUGAAGGGCGCUACAUACGACGGAUUGUUUGGUUCAUCUAGAAAUAAGAAGAUCGACCCAUCGUGUCCCACUGGAAACUGCACCUGGUCUCCAUAUACGUCUUUAGCUGUUUGCAGCGCGUGCACGAAUCUUACAGAUAUGCUGCGAGAGAUACCCCGUGGCACUGAUGGAUUUGAUAACACGGACGGUUGGGAGUUACCAAACGGUGCCAGGCGAUACGGUGUCAGUGGUAGUUAUAUGGUUCAGGACAAUGCUGCGUCCACGGAAAGUAACAAUGGCGGUCAGGACUUUGGCAAUUGGACCAUCGCCUACAGCCACAUGCAGAAUUUCACUCUGUUUACGGCCCAGAGCUGGUAUUGGGCGCCGCUGACUGCUGGUGAUCGCGUCGCUAAUGGGCCGGUUCCGGGCAGUAUCGCACUGCCCACCGUUGGAAACAUCAGUUCACCUCCGCACGCCUCAGAGUGCAUAUUGCACUUCUGUCUGCGGACUUAUAACGCAAGCGUUACGGACGGCACUUUCUCUGAGUCGCUCAUCAGCCAGUGGCCGGACCCGCUACAGCCCUUGCCAGAGAGCAUCACGGACCAGUGGGGAUUUAGGCUGCUGCGCGAGAUGAUUCACCGCAGCGCCACGGACAGCAGGACUAUGUGGUGGCAACACGCGCCUGAUAAUAUUACUGAAGCGGAGAUAACUUUGACAUCACCCCAGGUGGAAGGCCAAGUCUACCACAUCAGCUGGCUGACAAUGUUUGGUUUGCGCAACUGGCUCACAGAUAAUUGGCAGGUGUCGACAGCCGAUCAGGACUUCACGUCUGACGUGACCCAAGUAAUGUACAACGCCUACACAGGUCCCUCGAGGGCUACAGUACCACCGGAAGACACGUCUGCAGCAGUCGCAGCGAUAGCCAAGAUGCCUGGUCCUGCUGCUUUGUGGUCAGACGUGGCUGACAGCAUGACUCGACACAUUCGCAGUCAAGCUUCAGAUCAGCAAUCUGCGCACGGCGUGGCAUACGCUGCACAGACGUUUGUGUCUGUGCAAUGGGAAUGGAUCAUUCUGCCCGUCUCGUUGCUUAUAUUAACUCUUGCCUUCGUAGCACUCACCGUCGCACAGAGCGUGGAGAAGGAAAUUCCGUUAUGGAAGAGUAACAGUAUGCCCUCCCUGGUCUACGGUGUUGACGAAAGUACGGCUCAAAGCAUCUCCGGGCAUGGUCGGACCGGCGAGGAUAUGGAGCAACAUGCAAAGGCAUUUGAGAUGGCCAUGAGAGCGACAAGUGGUUCACUGAAGCUAAGGGCCAGGCCUCGCGAUACAGCUUGAUGGACAAUUUCUGAUAUCCACACACGAUGCGCAAUCUGGUGGCCCCGACCGCUGAUCUGUUGACACCGGCAACAAGGGAUGUUCUCAUCACGCAAUGGUCCGUUUGCUAGAUUUGCUAGCUGCAAAUGGGAUCUGAUCAAUGAUAAUAAGAGUAUUCGGUCUGCCAGUGAAAGUACAGUAAGCGCAGAAAGUCACAUAUCCAGACCAACGAGAUGAGAAGAAUCUUUGGAAAGUGCUGUUGGGCGUCCCCGAAGAUCAGCUGUCGGAAUUCCCAUGCGUGAUGUCUCUUCAGCUCGAACUUUAUCCGGUUGCACGGCACGUCGCAAGCAUGAGGAUUUACGGGUCGCGAAAUGAUCGCGAUCGCAGCUCGUCGGACUGUUGGAAUUAGCAGUACUUUCUAUGCAAUCUGCCACCAUCGAAGUAUACCAUUGCCUGUUGUCAACGCAGCG